CUAAAUAGAGAUGGACAAAGUGACAUGCAGAACUUAUGCCGAGUAUUAUGUUAUGUUGGGGAAGCUGAGCUGUUUUGCUUCCAAAACCUCAUAUGUUUCCCAAGAUGGUUUGAAGAGUGUUUACUUAUUGACACCCCCACUGAUAUUUUCUCAAGCCAGUUAGAAUUUAGGAUUCUGCUUUAUGUUUUUGUAAUAAUCAGAAAAGAAUGUAAAACAUUGCAUUAUACAGUCAGCCCUACACAUUCACUGGGGUUAUAGCAGGUAUGGGCAAACUGUGGCUCUCCAAGUGUUUUGGACUUCAACUCCCAUAAUUCCUAACAGCCGGUAGGAAUGGGUUAGAAGCACAGGACCCUUGUGAAUGUGUAAAAUCAUGAAUAGAGAUUUUUUUUAACCUGAAAGAGCACCUCUCUAUGAAUUUCUAGAUCUUCCAGUAUGACCCCACGGUCAAUAUCCUCUGGAAGCCGCCCAUAGAAUAGCAUUGGAAUUCUCUGUAGAUCUUUUGGCAUUGUUCACCAUAGAGUCACACUGGAGGAAUUCCUAGUGAGAAUAUUUUAAAUCGAAUCCACAAAAGUCAAAAUGCGGAUGUGGAGGGAUGGCUAUAGUUUCUUCAUACAAUCAUAGAACAAAAAGGGGGCUUGAUUGGGAAGGUUUUAAUUAUUUCUUAGUUAUUUUAAUACCUGGCCUUUUUCCACUGUACAAAUUUUGCUGUAUCUAAUAAGGUACUAAUAUGUCAUUUCUGUAAGAGAAGUAUGAAGAUUCACUUUCUUUUAUUGCAUCUCAUACAUUAUGACUUCUUCACAACUCUAUAAUUUUAAACUGUCAACUAUAGGUGGUGGUAUGAAAAUACUAUUAGUAGCAAAAUACAUUAUGUUGAAAGAAUCAUUUCUUUCCCCCCAAACGGCCCAUUACUUACAGAUAUUCAGUAUAAUGCAAAGAUAAUAAAACUGUUACUCCUUCUUGUCAUAAUUGUCUGUCAUAAUUUGUUUAAACUUACUUUCUAUGUAAUUUAUUUCAUUGGUGAAUAAUUAGAUAAUUAGAUUUUGGUAAUUUAAAUAGUUUUCUCUCAAACUUGUAAAUUCAUAAACUUUAAGGAAAAAACUUUGAUAGAUUUGGAAUGAAAUUAGGAAAAUAGUAACGUUUAUUAUGUAUUUAUUUAUAAACGUUUCUUUUUUAGUAGAUAUGACAGUAGAAUGAUACAUUGAGCAGUAGCUUCUCCUUUUUUUCAGCUCAUUCCAAAGGGUUGAUUCUACAUGUGGGUUUGUUAACUGCCAUAAAGUCAACCACACAAACGAGAGAUCUCAGUUACCCUGUCCUCAAUAGCCCUCUCAGCUCUUGUAAAUUCAGAGCCGUGGUUUCCUUGAUUGAGUCUCCAUCUGGAAUGCGAUUUACCACUUUCCUAUUGCAUUCUACUCUGCCAAACAUUAUUCUCUUUUCUAGCGAUAUAAGAUCAGCCCCCUCUCUCCUAGCCUUCAGAAGGAAAGUGAAGUCCUGGCUUUGGGAUCAAACCUUUAGAUAAGAAUGUAGUGCAAUAAGAGAUGUACAACUUGUGCAAUGACCUUGCAACAGCUUUAGACUAUGACCUGUGGAUGGUGUGAUUUUAAUUAAUUAUCAGGUUUUUAAUGCUGUUGUAUGAAUUUUAAAUUUUGCUUUAUUUUAUAUGUAUGUCCGAUAUGUGUAUUUGUAGGCAUUGAAUAAGUGCCUAUGUAAGCCACCUUGAGUCCCCUCUGGGGUGAGAAAGGCAGGGUACAAAUGGGGUAAAAUAAUAAUAAUAGUGAGUCAUCUCUUCUCAUGAUGCACCUAAAGUAAAACAGUCCCAGUUUAGUCAUCUUGGCUUCUAGAGAAGGUUUAGGGAUGAUUUGCUUUAGGCCUGUUUGUCUUUAGUUCAGUCCACAGUAUUUAUAGACCUCUUCCCCAACAACACAUUUCAAAUAAAUUGAUUUUGUUCCUAUCAGAUUUCUUCUUUGUGGUGUCAGUGAAAUCGCACAUAUGGGAAAGGCGGGAUAGCAAUGACAUAAAUAAAUGACAUACGGUAGCUUUCACACCAUGUGUAGAAAUGGGAAAUACGAUGGUAUGGACAACCCUAACUUUAAUAUUCAGUGAUAUAUUUUGACACUCCAGGAUCUUUUCUUGUUCCUUCAUAGCUGCCCUUUCAAGUCUUAGUCUUCCUCUGAUUUCUUGACUUCAGUCUCCAUUCUGAUUAAUGACUGAGCCAAGAUAUGGAAAAUCUUGAUUUCAAUUUUUCAUUGUAUGUUUGAAAGUUAUGUAAAUAAGCUGUGAUAAUUGUUUUUGUUUUCUUAAUGUUAAACUCUAAACUUGCUGAUGCACAUUGUUCCUUGACUUUCUUCAGUAAUGGUUGUAAAUCAUAGCUAAUUUCUGCUAGUAGUAUUCUGUCAUCUGCAUAUCUUCAAUACAUUUUGUUGCUUCCUUCCUCUGAGUCUAACCCUACUUUACAAGUAACAUGUUCAGCCUACAGGUUUAACAGAUAGGUUGAUAAAAUGCAACUUUGCCUGACCUUCUGUAUUCUAUCCAAACAGUAGCAUCUUGUCCUGAGUACAGGAUAUACAUUAUCAUAAUUACAUUUUAUCAUAUUAAAAUCUUUGACAAUCAAUUAAGUUUUAGUUUAUUAUCAUUUUUCUGCUGGACUCCAGCAUAGAAACUUUCAGUUUCCUCUUUGCCUACCUCUGUAGUUGGAACAUACAUUUGGAUUUAGGUAUCUUGAUGGCUUUUUCCUAAAGUCUUACGACAUAAUUCAGUCAGAUUUUGCAUUAUAGCCUUUGACUGUUUUUUUUACAUGUCUGCUCACUAUGAAUGUCACCUCACUUCUUCUUAGAUGUUCAUUUCCUGACAAAGCUCUGUGUAAUGAUCUGACUUAAAAUAUUCAAUUCCUGUUCACUUAAGCUUUUUCACUCCCAAUAAUUGAUUGCACUGUUCUUAUGUUCAAUUUCUUAUUUUACUAUGUUUACCUUCCCUUAAUUCAUGCUUCUCGCAUUCCAUUCUGUAAUAUGUGUUGGGCAGUUUCGGAUUUUAUUUUAAUAUCUGAACACAUGGGCAGCUGAACAUCCUUUCGGCUUGAGUUCAGUUGCGUCAUGCCCCAGUGAUCAUCGUAAUUGUCCCCUGCUGUAUCCCCCUUACCUCAUUGAGAGCCAUCUGACCUGAGUUUCAUCCUCUAGCACUGCCUCUUGUUUCUUUUUGAAUCAUGGUUUUUAUGAUAAAAGAUCUUCAAAAGGAGACUUACUAUUCCCCCCCACUUUGUAUUAACAAGACUUAGCUAUGGUGCCACUGCCAUUGUGUGUGAGAGAUCCACUGCCAUUGUCAGUUUCCUCUGCAGUUGUUGCCCAGUAGCUAUUUGGCACAUUUAUCUGGCUCCUCUGCAAAAGCCUGUGUAACAGCCAUCAGCAUUGCCUCCUGCCUCACAGGAACACGCAGCCCACCAACACAGAAAGGUUGGCCAUUCAUGGGGUAGACUGGUUUUCCCAAAAUGUGUGGUUUUAUCUUCAGUGUUUUUAGAUUGCACAAUGCACAUGUACACACAAGUAUGUGGCUAUAUAUAAACACUCAAAUUAGAUGUACUUAGUUCUUAUGUUGAUCAUGAAUAUGUAUCUUGCAAAAAUGGGAAUUUUCAUAUAUCAAUAUAUACAUAUUUUCUUGAAAGACAUUUUUGAAGUACUCAUUCAAAACAGUUUCAUUUCCUAUGGUGAUGCCCAGUUGUGUUGGCAAGUGCGACCUAAGGAUGAUAUAGUGGCCCUCUUAUGAACUCUUCAGUAUAAAAAGUAUAUAUGCCUUUUGCAACAAUUGAUUUGGGCUUAUGUUUAGUCUUAGCUAAGAAACAAAGAGAGGCACUGCAUUGGGUGGGCAAGGGGGAAAUCUAUAAAAUAUAGAUUUUUCUGCUUUAAGCCAAAGCAGAAACUUCCAGUGUCUUUACUACUUUACCUGUAUGGCUGAUUGAAUAUUCAUAAAUCCAAAACGUGUGUUUAGCCACUUUUAUACCUAAAAUCAGUAUUUUUGUCUAUUCCUCUUUGGUAGGCUUGACAAGUAUACAUUGUUGGAUACAAUAUUGAAAUAAUGUAUCUUGGGUUUUACAUAUAUUGUCAUUUUCCCUCCCCAAAAACGAGUAAGGGAACUGUGCACCUCAGCUAAAGUAGGAAAAGGAUAUAGACAUACUUUAUGUAUAUUUUAAAUGGUAUUCAAAGUGCCUUUCAAACAAAGGCAGCUCAGAAAGAAUAAAAAAAAAGAAAUUUCAAUAUUAAAUAUAAUGAAAAAUAUGAGAAGAGUAAAUUUUCCAGAUAUAUAUUUUAGGAAUUUCCUGAUAGCUUUUUUUGGCUCUUUUUGAAGCUUAAUUCCAUUUUAGCACUCAUUGAAUGGCAAUCCCCACUGAUGAGUUUUUAAGUGUAUUUAAACAAGAAGUUGUGUAAAGAAGAUGUGCAAGAGCUUACAAAACUGAUUGAACUAUGAUUCUGCACAAGUACUUGUGCAGUAAAACUCAACAGAGUAUACUGAAUACUGAUUACCACCUUUGUGCCAACUCUUGAAAUGUAGAUGUGCUACCUUAAUGGGAAAAAUAACAUAAUAGGAUACAGGCUUAAAUACCCGGUAGAUUUCAUUUGGGAAUCAGUGUGGAUCUGAUGAUUAUUCUCAAUUCAAAGUGAGAUGAGCUACUUGUCCGGUGGGGGCGGGGUAACAUAUAUCAUUUGCUCUUCAAAGCAAAAACUGUCUAGUUGUCCUGCUGUUAUGUUGAUAUUUAUCAGAUUUGAAAAUACCAAAAGGAAAAAAUAGCCUAAUUAUGUGGGGUUAAACAUGCUCCACAUUCUCCUUUAUAGAACAAAUGCAACAAGUGAGUGUUGUUAAAAUGCUAGGGGUGAUGUCAGUUUGGUUCUGUUGCUAUUACUGUUUUGUAUGUAAAAUUGAAGUUGUUAUUGGAUAAAGAAAAUGCUAGUGAUGGUAAUAUGAGAAACAAGCGAAUUGUGCUUAGUCAGCCUAGUUCCUUUCUCUUUCUAAAAUAAAUGAUUUAGUUGCAAAGGGGUACCAUCAACAGACUAUAUCUCUCUUUCAGCAAGACUUUGACUUAAUCAUAUACGACAUCCUCCUAAAUAAACUUGAAAAAUAUGGACUGAAAAGGACAUAAUGGGGAUACAGUUGCUUGAAAUACUGCAAAUGAAAGGAAAUACUUAUAAAGUGCUGAAGUGGAUCUGAAGCUGAACCCAAUCACCCAUGAUCUGUACAAACCAGGGAAGGAGGCUGCACCCGUUCUUGUUUCAGUUACAGACAAGCAGCUAAUGAGCCAAGAUACGGACAAAGCAGCGAAUGAGCCAAGAUAUGGAUGAAGCCUCUUUUGAGAAUUGGACUGCAGCUCUAAACAUCUUAUUCAACUUUUUCUACGAAGAAUUUUUCAUGGAGCUUACAGCAGUAAACCUCUUGAUGACAUAGCCAUGUUGUAUUUUCCUUGGACCUGAAGAAGAAAACAAGUAUCCAUACAAUAUUGUAAUGCUUUUAUUAGAUUACAUAUGUAUCCAAAGCAUAGUCAGCUUCAUUGGCCUGUGCUUCUUUACAGUAUGAUUCUGUAGUGCUGUAUACAUUUGCACAGUAUGUAUUAAUAAAUAAUGAUAUUUAAAACCAGAGCUCUAAAGUCUGUUUUCUCUUGUUUGAAUAACCAUGUUCCUGCCAUUUUGUCUACCCUAGGAAGUGUUGAGGCAUCUCUCUGCCAUUUUGAAGUACUCUCGUUCCUACAUCCCUGCUGUGGGGCCAUAAUGUUAGUUUAUUUCUAUCUGCAACUCAUUUUAGUCCCUUGCAAAGAAAUACAGUGCUGGUUUUCUCCAUGGCUGGGUAGAUAAUUGGAUCAUAAUUUGACAAAGUGGACCACGUUGUUGCCUGCUAAACUGUGGAAUAAAGUCUAUGAAGAUAAAGCAGACCAGAACACACACACACACACCAUUUAUAAAGUCAUCCUCUCAGAAGGCAAAAUGAGUUGUCUAGGCAAAGUCCAGGCAGGGUUCCCCAGCACUUUUCGCAGUAAUGGUUGGAACAGGAGACUUGGGAGGUUUUCAAAGAACGGUGUUGGGAUAAUACAAUACAGAUUAAAUGUAUGCUGUACAUAUGCUAGAGCGGUGAUUUCCAAACUCUGGGGCUCCAGGUGUUUUGAUCUUCAACUCUCAGAGGCUUGAGCUGCCUUGGCCAAUGAUAAGGGAUUCUGGGUGCUCAAAACACACAGAAGAUGCGAGAUUGAGAAACGGCUAGAGUUUCAGCAAAAUGAAAUUCAAAUGAGUUUCUGGACAAUCACUUUAAACAAGCAAAUGCCAGCCUUAGGUUCAGUAAUAAGACUAGAAAGAGAAAUGUUAUCGGCUCACAUGGUAAAAGAUUUCUAAAUGUUAGCCCCACUAACUCCACAUAGGUUCCCAUUGACAUUUAAAUUUUGAACCUGUAAAGGAGGCAUAAUUAAGGCUACUUAGAUUUAAGGCGGCAUCCUUAGUAGUAACCUAUGCAAGAAGGAUAUUGGAGCUAGAAACCCUUUCAGUAACCCUAAAGUGGUGUAAGUUUGAGAAGGAUAAACUGACUGCUGCCAUAGAGCCAGUGUUCAGCCCAAAAUGUAUGAUAAGCAUGGGAAUUAAUCAGGUAAUGCACUUGCCAAAUUUCUGUCCUAGGCCAAAAUAUCCACUUGAAAGGAAAUGGUAGAUAUUAGAUGUGAAAAGAACAGUCAGAUGAAAGAAUAAGUCAUGUUAGACACAGGCAUUAUUAAUUUGCUCCCAUCUGAAGUCCUUAGAAAAACUACAAGGUUCGCUAGUGUUCAUUUUUCCUGUGCUGUGACUUCACAGGUGUCCCCAGACCAGAAAAAACAUGGCCAUAAUCCCAAUGCUUGAUGGCAAUAACUAUGGUAUAUGUUGCAUCAGCAUCUUUGGAUGAUGCAGCAGGGUGGAAGCAUCUGAGAGGCCUUUGGGCAAACUGUGUUAUGAUAGAUUUAUGGCAGCUCCACCCAUCCCAGAUGGGAGACCUUGAAGAAAGUCCAUAAGUGGACUGAUCCAUUGUCCCAUCCGGACAAGAAGAUACUGAUACUUACCGUGACAUUCAUUUUGGGAUGACGGGAGGAACAACCAACUUAUGUGACUGCAGAAUAAUAACAAAAAAUUAAAAUGUAGUAUGUAGUAAUUUAGGAAAUAGCUAAUUAGCAGAAAAGGCUUUACAACAAAAUUGACAGUGAAGGGAGGGGUUCAGUGAUUACAAUAAAAGAACAACACUGGACCGUGACCUCUGCAUCAUCAGUUGGAACAUGGGGCACAAUCUGUAAGUGAAGUGCUCAUAUCCAAGAGAAAAGAAGGCUGAAGGGACAUUUAGAGCCAUGUUUAAAUAGUUGAAAGGAUGUCACAUUGAAGGAGGGGCAAGCUUGUUUUCUGCUACUCUGGAGACUAGGGCAUGGAGCAGUGGAUUCAAACUGCGAGAAAAAAGAUUCCACUUAAAUGUUAGGAAUGACAUUGUAUUGAAUGUUCUGACAAUAUGAGCUGUUGGCAGUGGAAUAUUCUGCCUCAGAGCGUGGCGACAUCUUUGAAGAUUUUUAAAUAAAGGCUGGAUGGCCAUCUGUUAGGGGUGCUUUGACUGUGUUCCUGCAUGACGGGGUCGGACUGGGGGGCUUUUGUAGUCUCUUCCAAUGAUUCUGUGAUUCCAAGAAUGAACCUUAAUAGUAAGCAUCAAUCUCUCAGUUUCCCAAUAAUUGUCCCCCCCUGGAUUCAACAUAUACAGCCACUUCUGUAAUGGUCUGCUUGCACUAACAUACUGUCCAACAAGAUUUCAGUAGUCAAUUACAGCUGCUGCCUUUGACAAGCAAGUGCUCUAGACUUGGGUUUGUUCCAGUUCUCUCACGUGGUCUCUGUGAAAACCGCACAUGUGGUAGUUAGUUGCACGUGUGCAGCUAGUUCGGAACCUUUAACAGCUGUUUUCAAUUAGAGGGCUAUGGCCCCGCCUCUCCUCCCCAGAGGGUAUAUAUAUGGCUUGUGUGGCCAUAGCCGCAGUUCCUUUUUUUUCCGCCGUGUAAGCAGCAGUCUAUAGGAACCUCCUGUAACUCCCUUUCCUUCCCUUACUUACCUCGUUCUCCUUCUGCCAAACAUGGCGACCCCAGUUUUCAAAAAAUGCCUGUCGUGUGGAGGAAAGCUCCCGGAUACCGACAGGCACGACAAAUGCCUUCUUUGCCUAGGAGAGGCUCACUCCACAGCCUCUUGCUCUGCCUGCCGGGCCUUCACACCCCAGGCGCGGAAAAAUAGAGAAACAAGAUUUAAAGCGCUCCUUUAUGAGCGAGCGCUCCUCCCUCCUCAGGCAGCUCAAGCAAACCCCUCGGCACCUCCAACGCCAGGACGCUCUCUUUGUCUCCCGCCUCCGUCUCUCCCUCCAACGCCGUCAGCGGCAGCUAAACGCAGCCGUUCCUCCUCCACAACCAGGGAGCAUGCUGGCGGGGAAAAGGAGAAGGAGAAGAAGAAAAAGCGAAAGAAGCAUCGCUCCGCCUCCUCCAGCCAGUCUCUCUCUCUCUCAUUUUUCACCGCUCUCCUGCUCAGCGCCUCCUUUCACCAAAGGCUGCCUCCUAUUCUCAUGACCUCUUCCAAUCUCCUCCUCGUUGCUCUACAUGGAGUGAACCACCUAUGCACAGUGCACUCCCUCCACUACAUGAAGACCUUAUUCACCGGUCUCCUGGUGGUAGAGAAUAUUUUUUUGGCCCAGUCGCAGCCUUUAAUCGAGCUCAACCACCCUUGCUAUCUCCACAAGACGCCCCACCCAUGACACAACCUCCAUACCAACAUGAAGAGCCACCACAAUACCUCUCUGCCUCUGACUCAGAAUCUUACAUAUCUGAGGGCAACCAAGCGGGGCCACCACCGCCAGACCCCGCACCACCCGAAGAAAUGUUAACAUUUUCAGCCCUUAUCACGAGACUCUCGCGGGCCUUAGCAUUACCAAUACCCAACCCACAGAAGCCUAUAGAACAAACUCCAACCUCCUUUGGUUCUUCCUCCUUUACCAUACCUCCUACAACUGGCCAGAACCCCAGAUACCCCUCCUUUUGCUGUCCCACCGGUUUCAAGGAGAUGCGACAGCCUCUAUAGGAUUGACCUUACCUCCACCCUUUGGGCAGCAAGACCACCUAAGCCCAAUUCUUUAGCAAUAAAGGUCACUCACGGUAGACGCUCCUCCAAGUCAUGCCCUACCCCAGCUGACAAGGAAGGCAGGAAACUGGAGGGAUUGGGCAAAAAGGUUCACCUCACCGCUGGGUUCGUGACUAGGCUUGCUCACUAUGGGGCCUAUAUGGCUUCCUACCAAGAUUACUUAUGGAAGAAGGUCGGUCCAUACCUCGACAUGCUACCUCCGCAACACCGCUCCUUUGCUACAGCAUGCCACCAUGAAGCCCUUGCCCUUGCAAGAGCCCAAAGGAGAUGGCGAAACAUACAGCGGAUACCGCAGGUCGCAUGUUUGCAACGGCGACAGCUAUUCGUAGACAUGCAUGGCUUCGAGCUUCCACACUCUCCGAGGAGGGCAGAGAUACUGCGGAGAGUUUACCAGUCCAUGAUGAUGCCCUGUUCCACCUGGACACUGAUGGCCAAUUAAAGAGUACUCAGGAGAUGAAAAAGACAACUCAUAGCUACGGCUUUACUUCUUCUGGUAACUACCCUCCCAGGAAUAGAUGGACCCCAUACUCAUCUUACCAGCGCAGGCCCUAUGGUUCCAAUACCAGACAACUGCCGCAACCAUCCCAACCCCCCCCCUUCGAGACAGCCAGCAUCUACUCGCUCUCGCCAACAGGGCAGGGGACGGUACCAACCUAAAUCACGGGGUCGUUUUUAACAAACCUUCCCCCUGUUCACCUCCAAACCCAUUUCCCCUCACUGAGUUAAGGGCACACAUUCACCACCCUGUUACUCCUUCCUCCACUGAUCACCAGCCUCCUGUUUAUUUUGGUUCACGUUUAGCACACUUCGCACAUCAAUGGCACCAUAUUACCACAGAUAAGUGGGUGCUUAAUGUAGUAUCACAUGGUUAUGUUAUUGAAUUUCACACACAGCCAAGGACAGGCUACAUCAGAUCCACAACCCCAUCCCCUGUCCUUUGCCAGGAGAUUAGUACCCUGCUCGAAAAAGGGGCAAUUGUACCCUUACACCCUUCCUUUUUUCCAUUUUCAUUUUUUUCUCGUUAUUUCUUGAUCCCAAAAAAAGAUGGAGGCCAAUGCCCAGUCCUUGAUUUGCGACCCCUUAAUUUUUAUAUCACUUCUCGGAAAUUUAGAAUGAUGACAAUAACCACAAUUUUACCCCUAAUACCGAAAGGCGCCUGGUUUGCUACCCUGGAUUUACGGGAUGCAUACUUUCAUGUGGCUAUAGCUCCAGAACACCACAGGUACCUUGCUUUCAUGGUCGGUGACCAAGCUUUUUGUUUUCGUGUUUUACCUUUCGGUAUUUCUACAGCCCCCCGUGUUUUUACUAAAUGCAUGGCGGCAGUAGUAGCCCACCUCCGCCUGCAAGGAGUCACUCUUUACCCCUACCUGGAUGACUGGCUUCUAAUUGGGAGGUCACGACAAUCCCUCCUUCACAAUGUUGACACUACCCUUUCCAGCCUCCAGAAUCUAGGACUCGUAGUCAACUUCAAGAAAUCCCACCUUCAGCCAACUCAACAGAUCCGUUUUAUCGGCACGUUACUAGACUCCACCACGUGCACAGUUCAACUCCCAGAAGACCGUUUUCGUGCUCUACGCACAUCUCUCCUCCUCAUUCUUCACCGCCCUUUCUCUUCAGCCAAGGACAUACAAACCAUUCUAGGCCACAUGGCCUCCACAACGGCGGUCACUCCAUAUGCCCGCCUAAGGAUGCGUCCGCUUCAGGCCUGGUUUAUCAAGACCUUCGACCCUGUAAAGGACUCUCCACACACCAGACUCUCACUCCCAAGUCACGUCCGCCACUCCCUUCAAUGGUGGACUCAUCGCAACAACAUUUGCGUGGGCGUUCCAUUCCGCCCAAGCGACCCAUCCACCACCAUCACAACAGAUGCCUCCCUCACUGGAUGGGGAGCAUUCUCAGGAAACCUUGCAACCCACGGCCAUUGGACCUCUACAGAAAUAACACACCACAUCAAUGUCCUCGAACUCUUGGCUCUCUUCAAGGGCUUGCGGGCGUUUCAGGACAUACUAUCCAAUACUACAGUUCAAGUCUGCACCGACAACACAACGGUGAUGUGGUACAUCAACAAACAAGGAGGUACCCGGUCCAAGACCCUCCUGGACAUCACACUAGCAAUCUGGGACUGGUGCAUCGAUCACAACAUCUUUCUCAUAGCCAUACAUCUACUGGGCCAACAGAACAUCUUGGCCGACCAUCUCAGCAGGGCCACACUAGCUACGCACGAGUGGUCCCUUCAUCUGACCCAAGCUCUACAGCUAUUCAACAAAUGGGGCCAACCUCAAAUCGACCUUUUCGCAUCAUCACUCAACACCAAAUGCCGUCUUUACUGUGCCCGGGCAUCCCCACCAAACCUGACGAACUGUUUGGGCGAUGCUUUCCUCUUCAAUUGGAACGGUCCUUUCCUCUACAUCUUUCCUCCGGUACCUCUUCUAAUCAAGGUGAUUGCCAAAAUAUACAGCGAGAAAGCCAAUUGUAUCCUACUCGCACCUUGGUGGCCCCGCCAACCUUGGUUUCCGCUUCUGUCAACCAUGGCAAAGGGCAACUAUGUCACUCUUCCAUGUCGCCGAGACCUCCUCACAGCCAACCAAGGUCUACGCCACCCAGACAUAGAUCGCCUCCGCCUCACAGCUUGGAGGAUACACGGAGACCUCUCUCUCAAGCAGUAAUGGACAUUAUACAUGCAGCCCAUAGGCUAUCUACCCGACGCUCCUAUGAAUCGAAGUGGCUGAAAUUCUCUUCCUUUGCCCACCUUCAUAGAGCAGACCCAUUAUUAGCACCUACCUCUGUCCUCUUGGAAUACCUCGCCUCCCUCGCAGCCGCUGGCCUCUCACUCUCAUCCAUCCGCUGCUACCUUGCCGCAAUCACCGCAUACAGAAGACGACAUGGUCACUCUUCUUGCUUCCAAGACCCCGUGGUACAGCUUUUUCUGCAAGGCUUCAAAAAUAUCAACCCUCCCCAUGCCCCUCCACCACCAGCAUGGCAUCUUGACCUUGUGCUCUCCGCACUCAUGAAACCGCCUUUCGAGCCAAUGGCAACAGUAGAUCUCUCAUAUGUCACGUGGAAAACAGUCUUUCUCGUAGCUGUAACUUCGGGUCGUAGGGCCAGCGAACUCUGUGCUCUCCGUUCAGAUGAACCAUAUAUCCGCUUUCACCCAGAUAAAAUAGUAAUGAGACUUGAUUUAUCCUUCCUGCCCAAGAGAGCAUCUUUUUUUCACAUCUCACAGGAUAUUAUUUUACCAGCCUUUUUUCAAACACCGACCACACCAUUAGAACGCUCCCUUCAUCUUUUGGACGUACGGAGAGCACUUUCCUUUUACCUAAACAGAACCAAACCUUUUCAUUCUUCACCCAAACUAUUUCUCAAAUACCGUAAGGACACUAGAGGCUCCCCUGUAUCUCCACAACGACUCUCGGGAUGGGUGGUUGCCACCAUCCGUCUAGCCUACCAGAUGGCGGGGAAGGACCCCCCCAUGCAUAUCAAAGGGCAUUCUACACGAGCAGUGGCAACUUCGAUAGCCUUCAACCAUGGUGUCCCUUUGGAGGACAUAUGCAAAGCAGCAAUUUGGUCCACACCAUUAACAUUUGUUAAACACUACAAACUGGACAUUCUAUCGAAACGCCAUGCAGCCUUCGGACGAGCAGUCCUUUUUUCAGCGGUGGCAUGACACCCACCUGCCUCGGUGAGUAGCUUGUUAAUCUACCACAUGUGCGGUUUUCACAGAGACCACGUGAGAGAACAAAUAGUUGCUUACCUGUAACUGUGGUUCUCUGAGUGGUCAUCUGUGAAAUCCGCACAUCCCCGGCCUUCCUCCCCGCUGUUUGUCAUGCCUGGGGACUCUGCCGUUACACGGCGGAGGAACUGCGGCUAUGGCCACGCAAGCCAUAUAUAUACCCUCUGGGGAGGAGGGGCGGGGCCAUAGCCCUCUAAUUGAAAACAGCUGUUAAAGGUUCCGAACUAGCUGCACACGUGCAACUACCACAUGUGCGGAUUUCACAGAUGACCACUCAGAGAACCACAGUUACAGGUAAGCAACUAUUUGUUAUGUAGAUUCUUUCUCUACACCAUCCAGAUAACAAAACAUUGGUUGCUCUGAAAUUUCAUUUUGUAUUAUUAAUAUAAUUUUGUAGUAUUACCUGUUGUAAGUUGUUCCAAGUCCCUUCGAGAAGAGGGCGCAGGGUAUACAUAAAUUAUUUAUUUAUUGUUAAAGUAAAUGGUUUAAAUACUUUUGCAUUUACCUGCCAUAGUCUAUUUCACCUAUUACAGGAUAAGACUAAUUCCUUCAGUCCAUUAAAAUACUGGUACAAAAAUAUGCUACCUCAUUAAGACAUUGCACUGCUGUACACAAAGGCCUUACUAUUAGCCUACACCCACCAAAUCAAUGGGAUUUAUGUAGUAAGUAUCACAUAAUACAUUUAUGUAAUACAUUCAACAAUUGAGAAAAUAAGUU
This is a messenger RNA of Anolis carolinensis (green anole), 13584 nucleotides long. RefSeq names its product paraspeckle component 1 (gene pspc1). Gene Ontology annotation, biological process: DNA integration; DNA recombination; regulation of DNA-templated transcription. The transcript has 4 exons. The coding region runs from base 10927 to 12801 and encodes 624 amino acids. Gene Ontology annotation, molecular function: RNA binding; DNA binding. The record is from RefSeq and is a predicted model, not a curated record. Gene Ontology annotation, cellular component: nucleus. NCBI's taxonomy places the organism in Eukaryota, Metazoa, Chordata, Lepidosauria, Squamata, Anolidae.